AGGUUUAUUAUUUUCUUUUUUUACCUAUGGCGAGGGUUAGGAAUGCGAACCCGACGAUUAAACCCAGGUACCCGACCAAGGGCAGAAUCCACAUGGCUGCGGCGGGAGGAUAUGGUAUAUUGUGUUUGCUGUAGGGGGAGGAGAUAGAUGCGCGCGAAAUCAAGGUAUACACGAAUGAAGUGUCAUUCCGUUGUUUGUGUUGGAAUCGACGCUGUUCUGCAGAGCAAUAAACGUAAAAAAUAUCUGUUCGUUGGGUCGGUCUGGUCUUUGUAGCCAAAUAUUUAUGUAAAUAUGAUGACGAUGAAGUCUGUCCCAAAGAGGAAAAAGGCAACGACCAAGUCAAUUUUCUUAAAUUCCCACACUGAAUUUUUCUUUCUGCGCUAUUCCAAUCCCACAAACCGCUCAUACCACUUCACAUCCUGGAUAUAUCUCAGUUACUGCAGCUAUUUACGGACCUGAUAGAAGAAAAAGGGUAACUACAUAUUAAUACGAAGAAGCGGAAAAGAGACGGGAAAUAAUACUAUUGUCCAUUUGUUCGCCGGAAUAUCCAAAAUACGACGAGUGCUCGAAAAAUUCAAAUUUCACAAUGUCUCGUCCCGAAGACACUCUACCCCCAGAUCUCUUCUACAAUGACUCCGAAUCCCGCAAAUACACCACCUCUUCUCGAAUCCGCAACAUUCAAUCAGACAUGACCCACCGUGCCCUCGAACUCCUCGAUCUCAAAUCCCCCUCUCUAAUCCUCGACAUUGGCUGUGGCUCCGGCUUAUCAGGCGAAAUCCUCUCCGCCGUCCCGCCGUCCGAAGGCGGUCCCCACACCUGGGUUGGUAUGGAUAUCUCCCCCUCAAUGCUGGACAUUGCGCUUCAGAGAGAUGUAGAGGGCGACCUCUUUCUGGCGGACAUAGGGCAGGGUAUCCCGUUCCGUGCGGGUACAUUUGACGCAGCCGUGAGCAUCAGUGCCAUUCAGUGGCUGUGUAAUGCUGAAUCUAGUGACGUUAGUCCGGAAGGUCGGCUACGAAGAUUCUUUGAUGGGCUAUAUGCGAGUUUGCGUCGGGGUGCGCGCGCUGUGUGCCAGUUUUACCCUAAAAACGAUGCGCAGAGGAGCAUGAUUAGCGGGGCGGCCAUGAAGGCUGGGUUCGGUGCUGGUAUUCUUGAAGACGACCCUGGGACGAAGAACAGCAAGCUCUACCUUGUGCUUACUGUUGGUGGAGGUGGUCUGCAAGGCGACAUUACCGGUGUCGUGGAAGGCAUGGAUGAUGUUGAUGUUCUGGAUGCGAGGAAGAAGGCCAUGGCUGCUCAGUCUCAGGGAAGAAGAGGUGUAAACCCAGCACAGGUCAAAGGGUCCAAAGCUUGGAUUAUGAGGAAAAAGGAGCAGAUGGAACGCAAGGGCAAGAUCGUCAAACCGAAUUCGAAGUAUACUGGCCGAAAGAGACGUAUUGCCUUUUGAUCUCUUAUCCUUGAAAUUCUUUUUAUAUAUAAAUAUAUUACGUCCCCUCAGCUCAAACGGUCCUAUAUUGUGGCUUCUACGGCUACAUGGAGACUGACCGGCCUCCAUGUAACAACCUCCUCCUAUCACGUCCUUUGGCCGAUCACCCCGGAAACGAACUAUGCGAUGUUGGGGAAAAAUGCCUCACGCAUACCUCGAAAUCUCAUUUCCCCCAAGUACAGAGGCGGCCACCUGCUGGUUAGCUGCGAAAUGGAUUGGGCCUUUAUCGACCCCAGCAUGACCAAAAGGCUCUAUCAAAAACGACCUGAUUAUCAUUAUCUCUAAAGCCUGGGCAUUACGACUCUUCCGCUGCGAACCAAUAUUUAAAGGCUUUUUGGGUUGUAAUUCCCUCCCCAACCACUCUCCGAACUGUAUAUGGCACUCCACCACGGCGCGCCCCUAAGGAAAACAAAGAAUUAUCAUAAGAUACGAGUUUCGACUCUGUUUAUAUCUCUCAAAACACAUGGUACAUUUUUUCCCUAUCUAUUCGCCAUCGUGGAUAGAGGGAGAGAUCCCGAUGCCCGGAGCGUUGAGAUAGACAUCUUUCAAGAGAUCAGCCCAAAACCAAACUUAAUACACCAAGACAAAAUGAAAUAAAAAGCAAGCAGGGAGAGGGCUACGGCAACCAAAUAGCGAAUCAAUUAACUUCUCAACACGCUAGAGAAUAAUGAAAGGCAAAAUAAAUACGAAUCAAAAAACAAGGAAAACUAAAACAAAACCUAUAGCCAAUAUAUAUGUCCUAUUUCAUUAAAUUCUACACGCUAUGCGAUGACCAAUCUCAAUCAGCCAAAGAAUCUGAUGGGAUGGAUGGAAUGGACUGGUAAAUUCCUCCUACACCGUUUUCCACGUUUUGCUUAUCAUGUUUUUGUCCCCUUUCUCUUGAGCCUCGUCUACGAACCAUUGAAUUUUCCGUCCCCGACCACCUUCGCCCCAUAGCCAUAAACUGAUUGAGCGCCUCCACGCUUGCGGCUCCCGAGCCUCUGGCUCUUAAAAAAGUCCGAGAAGCAUUUUAAACCUUCGACCUAUUUAUGUCCUAUCCGGAAUAGGAUCUGAAUAAACCAAAGUAAGGGUCAGCGGUUCGAUGGGCGUUAUCCAGGGCGAAUGUUACAUAGCCGCCUCGUGCCUAGCUGGGAGUAUAAAAAGCGUGGCGAAAGUCUUUUUCCAUUGCAAAAGAAUUAAUAUUUUUUUAAGGCUUUUGUCUUCAUGUUUCUUGCAAAUAAAGGAAGGGGGAAAACUCUGCUGGAAACACGAAUGCCAAGGAAUAUAGGCGAUUCUGAGAAGGGACCUGUUUGGAUUCAUUAUUUGGUAGUAGGGUCCGCUGCCUUUGUUCAUAUGAUUUAUGCUUCUAUUUUUAUCGUGGUGACAUUCUGGUUGGCUAUGUGCUGCUAGAAGUCUGGACGUGUACCUGCAUACGAGUGCAUGCUUAGAUGCGCAUUAUUUACUGAAUAGAUUUUGAUAAGUGAAAGAGGAACGAUGAAGAGAUUGCACGUAGAAAUGAAGCACCACGGAAAUUUCCACGCAAAAUAGCUACACUGACAAAAACUCGUGUUAAUAAAUAUGAGAAAUAGAAAAUGAACGGAUACUUUAAUUGCAUUUUCUUGUACGUGGUUCUGUAAUUCAUACAAAGAGAAAAAAUAACCAAGAACUCUAAGGUGAUAAAGAUAAGAGAAAGAAAAAACAAUGUAGAGGAAAAUAUGGUUCUCAUGUACAGUUAACAGUGAUAUAGAUGAAAUUUCUAUGGACAAGCAUGAUCGGGGACUGAAAAUAAAUCAAUGAAGCAUGAAGAAAAUGAAAACAUAAUGCAGGCAGGAGGGCA
Molecule: messenger RNA, 3299 nt
Organism: Blastomyces dermatitidis ER-3
Lineage: Eukaryota; Fungi; Ascomycota; Eurotiomycetes; Onygenales; Ajellomycetaceae
Product: methyltransferase
Exons: 2
Coding region: 587-1444 (285 amino acids)
Biological process (GO): rRNA (guanine-N7)-methylation
Cellular component (GO): nucleolus
Molecular function (GO): rRNA (guanine) methyltransferase activity
Source: RefSeq, a predicted model, not a curated record